This is a messenger RNA of Vigna angularis (adzuki bean), 2572 nucleotides long. Its product is annotated as sucrose nonfermenting 4-like protein. The coding region runs from base 541 to 1995 and encodes 484 amino acids. Lineage: Eukaryota; Viridiplantae; Streptophyta; Magnoliopsida; Fabales; Fabaceae. The transcript is spliced from 13 exons. The record is from RefSeq and is a predicted model, not a curated record.
UUGUUAUUUUUUGUUUUCCCCUUCGGGGAUAAAUGUCUCGGUUUUCUCAACUGGUAUCUUCUAAUGUUUCAAUAGGGUUUCGAAUUUUUUCUGUGUUUCCCUCCGAGAUUCUCUCUGCUUUGGUUUUCUCAGUUUUUUUUCCUAAUUCGCGGCUCUCCCAGGUUGAAUUUGGUAGGUUUUUCCAAUUUAGGGUUAGGGUUUUGUGCGUGGUAGUCAAUGGUUUGUUGCGUGCAAAUUUAAUUGGGAGUGUUUUUAUUUUGGUACCCGCUUCAGUUUCGUUGGUUCUGUUGCAGAGAGAAAUGGACACUUUCCCCUUUUGAUCUUCUCGUCGAAUCAAGCAUCAAAAUCUGAGCUUCUUUUGUUCUCCCGCUGGUUUUUUGAUUUGGGGUGGAUUUUUUUGUUAUUUCUAUAUUGGGCAUCCUAGUACAUUGAAUUGGUUCGGCAUUCACUCGAAUUUGCAACGUGAGAGCUGGAGAAGCUGCGAUGAAGUGGGUAUUCUCCAAGUAGCAUUCAAUUCGAGGUCGAAUAUUCAGUCCGUGCAUGGAUUCUGGAAGGGAUGCGGGUGGUGUGGCAGGAACAGUUCUAAUUCCCAUGCGUUUUGUUUGGACAUAUGGAGGAAGGAGUGUGUUUCUCUGCGGUUCUUUCACACGGUGGUCUGAGCUUCUACCGAUGUCGCCAGUGGAAGGAUGUCCAACCGUGUUUCAAGUUAUUUAUAAUUUGCCACCCGGUUAUCAUCAGUACAAGUUUUUUGUUGAUGGAGAAUGGCGGCAUGAUGAACAUCAACCUUACGUACCAGGAGAAUAUGGGAUGGUCAACACUGUCUUCUUGGCUACUGAUCCCAACUACAUACCUGUUUUGAAUUCAGAUGUUGCACCUGGAAAUAGCAUGGAUGUGGAUAAUGAGGCUUUUCGCCGAGUGGUCCGGUUGACUGAUGGUAGUGAGGUGCUGCCAAGAAUAUCCGAAGCUGAUGUACAAAUCUCCCGUCAGCGUAUUUCUGCAUUUCUUUCUUCCCACACUGCUUAUGAAUUACUUCCCGAGUCAGGCAAGGUUGUUGCUUUGGACGUUGAUCUACCAGUGAAACAGGCAUUUCAUAUACUGCAUGAGCAAGGAAUUUUCAUGGCUCCUCUUUGGGACUUCUGCAAGGGGCAGUUUGUUGGUGUUCUUAGUGCUUUGGAUUUUAUUUUAAUUUUAAGAGAGCUGGGGAAUCAUGGGUCGAAUCUGACAGAGGAGGAGCUUGAAACACAUUCCAUAUCAGCUUGGAAAGAAGGAAAGUCUUAUCUGAAUAGGCAGAACAAUGGACAUGGAGCUGUGUUUUCCAGACGUUUUAUCCAUUCAGGGCCAUAUGACAAUCUGAAAGAUAUUGCCGUGAAAAUCCUCCAAAAGGAGGUUUCAACUGUUCCUGUUAUCCAUUGUUCUUCUGAACAUGCUUCAUUUCCACAGUUACUACACCUUGCUUCACUUUCAGGAAUCCUUAAAUGCAUUUGUAGGUAUUUUAGGCACUGCUCUAGUUCCUUGCCUGCACUUCAAUUUCCAAUCUGUGCAAUCCCUGUGGGCACGUGGGUACCCAAAAUUGGGGAAUCAAAUCGGCGGCCUCUAGCAAUGUUGAGACCAACCGCUUCUCUUGCUUCAGCCCUAAAUUUAUUAGUUCAAGCCCAAGUAAGCUCAAUACCUAUAGUUGAUGAUAAUGACUCGUUACUGGAUAUAUAUUGUCGGAGUGACAUAACAGCUUUGGCGAAGAACAGAGCGUAUACACAUAUUAAUCUUGAUGAAAUGACUGUUCAUCAGGCUUUGCAGUUGGGCCAGGACGCAUAUAGUCCCUAUGAGCUUAGAAGUCAAAGGUGUCAGAUGUGUUUGCGUUCUGAUUCUCUGCAUAAAGUGAUGGAACGCUUGGCAAAUCCAGGUGUGAGGCGGCUUGUGAUUGUGGAAGCCGGCAGCAAGCGUGUAGAAGGCAUUGUUUCAUUGAGCGACAUAUUCAAGUUCUUCCUUGGUGGUUAGUUUGGAUUGGUGAAGAAGAAGUGAAAGGGUCUGUGUAGUGCUUAUGACAUACAAUUAGCCGCCGUGACUUGUCCAGCCAUUGAAAGUGCUUUCUACACGGUGAUUUUUAUCUCAUUUCAUUGUAAUACAAUUGGAUUGGCCUCUUGCUUUAUUGCCUCUUUUUAAGAUUUUAGGCUGAGAGAGAGGCCUGUAAAUUCAGAGUAUUUGAUUGCCCCAAAAUUUAUUCAUCUCUCCCCAUUCGUAUUAUCUUCAAAUGUAUUGUGCUCCUGACAAUAGAUACCAGCAAGGUGGGGGAGCACAACAUCUGUAAUCAUUCCAUGCUGUGAAGAUAUCAAGUUUGAAGAAAAAAAAAUGAGGAUGAAGAUUGAGAUACUGUUGUUUUAUAUUUGUUGAUUAAUAAUCCUUACUUAGGGUUUGAUUGUUUACCUUACUUAAGAAUAACUUUAGCCUAAGUAGCUUAUCAAUAAGGGACCUUUGCAUAUCAAGUUGUAUCAUUAGAGUAGCUGAUCUGAACAAAAAACCUAUAAGCAACAAUUGUUUGUACUAGUUUAUCUAAUAGUAGGACAUGUUUAAGCAA